This is a messenger RNA of Larimichthys crocea (large yellow croaker), 531 nucleotides long. Its product is annotated as cytochrome P450 2K1-like. NCBI's taxonomy places the organism in Eukaryota, Metazoa, Chordata, Actinopteri, Sciaenidae. Gene Ontology annotation, molecular function: heme binding; iron ion binding; oxidoreductase activity, acting on paired donors, with incorporation or reduction of molecular oxygen, reduced flavin or flavoprotein as one donor, and incorporation of one atom of oxygen. Gene Ontology annotation, cellular component: cytoplasm; intracellular membrane-bounded organelle. Gene Ontology annotation, biological process: xenobiotic metabolic process. The transcript has 4 exons. The record is from RefSeq and is a predicted model, not a curated record. The annotation marks the transcript as partial.
ACCAUCUACUUGGGACCUAAGAAGGUGGUGGUCCUGGCAGGAUACAAGACAGUGAAGGAGGCACUUGUAAACUAUGCUGAUGAGUUUGGAGACAGAAGUGAAAUACGAAUUCUGCAUGACUGUUCUCAAGGAAAAGGUGUUAUAUGGUCCAAUGGUGAUUCAUGGAAAGAGAUGAGGCGCUUUGCCUUGACAAACCUGAGAGACUUUGGAAUGGGCAAAAAGGCAUGUGAAGACAAAAUCAUUGAGGAAUGUGAGCACCUCACUGAGGUGUUUAUGAAAUUUAAAGGAGAAGCUUUUGAUACAACCAAACCAAUAAACUAUGCAGUCUCUAAUAUUAUCUGUUCCAUGGUCUAUGGCAGCAGAUUUGAAUAUGAUGACCCAGAGUUUACAUCCCUGGUAGAUCGAACAAACAGAAAUAUCCAGCUCUUGGCGACCCCGUCAAUACAGAUGUACAACCUGUUCCCCUGGUUAUUCAAAUGGGUUGCACAUAGGAAGGAAUUCAACAGUUUUUUUGCUGCCAACAGGAAACAG